Vigna angularis (adzuki bean) is the source of this 2392-nucleotide messenger RNA. RefSeq names its product splicing factor U2af small subunit B-like. Gene Ontology annotation, biological process: mRNA splicing, via spliceosome. NCBI's taxonomy places the organism in Eukaryota, Viridiplantae, Streptophyta, Magnoliopsida, Fabales, Fabaceae. Gene Ontology annotation, molecular function: metal ion binding; pre-mRNA 3'-splice site binding. The transcript has 4 exons. Gene Ontology annotation, cellular component: spliceosomal complex; U2AF complex. The record is from RefSeq and is a predicted model, not a curated record. The coding region runs from base 223 to 1182 and encodes 319 amino acids.
UUCAACUCAACAAACAUCUAUUUGAAUUGAUUGGAAGCACAUCCAAACACUCCCUUAAUUUUUUGUUCAAAAUUAAAUUUUAAGAAAACUAUAAAGAAGUAUCUAGAAAGAUCUCUACUCCACCAUAUUUUGGCUUCUCCAUUUCACUACAAAUCCCCAAUUACUCAAACCCUAAUCAGCAGAGAAGAAGUGUAACCGCAUCUGAGCUUUGUGGUUGCGGCAAUGGCGGAACACUUGGCAUCGAUAUUCGGAACGGAGAAGGACCGGGUGAAUUGCCCGUUCUACUUCAAGAUCGGCGCGUGUAGGCACGGGGAUCGGUGCUCUCGCCUCCACACGAAGCCGAGCAUAAGCCCCACCAUUCUGCUCUCCAACAUGUACCAGCGCCCCGACAUGAUAACUCCCGGCGUCGACGCCCACGGCCACCCCAUCGACCCUCGCAAGAUCCAGGACCACUUCGAGGAGUUCUAUGAGGAUCUCUUCGAGGAGCUCUCCAAGUACGGCGAAAUCGAAAGCCUCAAUGUCUGCGACAACCUCGCCGACCACAUGGUGGGGAAUGUAUACGUUCAGUUCAGAGAGGAGGAGCAUGCUGCCAAUGCUGUUAGAAACCUCACUGGAAGGUUUUAUGCCGGUAGGCCAAUCAUCGUUGAUUUUUCGCCGGUGACGGAUUUUCGAGAAGCUACUUGCAGGCAGUACGAGGAGAAUACAUGCAACCGCGGUGGCUAUUGCAACUUCAUGCAUUUGAAGAGAAUUAGCAGGGAUUUGAGACACCAAUUAUUUGGGAAGCACCAUAGAAGGCACAGCAGAAGCAGAAGUAGGAGUCCUUACAGGCAUCGGAGCCAUGAGGAGCGGUCCCAUCGUAGUCAUAGCAGAAAGCACGAUGAUAGGGACCACCAUCACGAGAGUCGAAGCAGGAGACACAAGAGCACGAGUCCUGAGCAUAGGAGAGGAAGAAGUCGAAGUCCUGGUCGUAGGAGGCACCGUAGUCCAGUUAGAGAUGGCAGUGAGGAGAGGCGUGCCAGAAUUGAGCAGUGGAACAGGGAGAAGGAAGAGCAGGAUCCUGGAAACAAGACUAAAGCUGUGGACAUCGACAAUGGUAACAGUGGGCACUCUCUUAAGGCUAGCAAAUUUCAUGGGCAUCAGCAUCAAGAGCAGGAACAGCAAUCUCCAAAUGAGGCUUAUUGAUCUGCAUAUGUUAUUAUGGUUUGUGUUCUGUCCCUUUUGUUUGCCUAUUCAUUUAGAUCUAGGCAGGAUUUCUUUUUCUGGAAUAGACCCACCCACAGGAUAAAUACUGCUCACCACCCAUUUUCCACUGUGCAGGUGGUGCAGGUGCACUUCUCUAAUAUAUGGAAUGUGUUUCCUUCUUCCUCCCUCCCCUUCUUUUACACUUUUUGGAUUUUUCAUUUAUUUAGACGUGAUAUGUGAUUGCAUAUUGAUGUUUUGAAACUUACGUAUGUUAGGUUAUUCUUAACAUUUCAUUGUUCUGAACUAUGUUUUCAACAAUCCUUCUGCUUUGUUUGAUCACCCUUUAGUGGUAGAAUUUACUAGAAAUACUGAUCAGCUGAGCCUUUUUCUUGUUUCUAUUGUAUCGAAGAUCAGCUAAAAGCUCUGGAAUAUGUUCUUUUUCCUGCUUUUUGCUGUUUACAAGUGUCUAAUAAUCAUCCAGCCAAGAAUUUUCUUUAGGAUCUGUGAAAAAAAUUGUUUUUCUGUCUUUCAUUCCUUUUGAUUUUAUCAAAGGUCUUGUAAUUUUUUCACACUUCCCUGUUUCACAGAUUUAAAAAUAGCCUUGUGGUGUUCUUAGCUAAUAUAGUUCUUUAAUCCUCUUUGAUAAUUUGAGUUUUGUUACUAUUUCCGUGGUCAUCUUCUGUCACUAGAAAUUAGCUAAUUAUUAAUAUUCAACGGGUCUCGUUCCUGUAUGCAUGUUACACUGGUUCAUUUGCAUUUGUUGAUCCACAGUAUACAUCAUUUUACUAUCAGGUACACUAAUCAACACCAUACAUGAAGACUAAUGAACGACCGGUUUCAACUCUUUCGUAGGGGUUUUUAAUUCAAUUAGUUAUUCUUUUAUUUUGGUCCGUGGAAAAUUGAAACAGUAUGAUGUUACGCUGUUAUGAGUUUUGCAGGUUCAGGUAUCCCUGCAUAUAAAGAAACGAAGUUAAUUCCAGUUUACCAUGGAAUGUGUACAGGUUGAUUCUUCUUGGUAUGCUCUUUGGAGGAUGUUUUAAUGAGUCUUUGAGCUGGCAACUAAUCGUGUAGGAGUAGGAUGAAUGAGAAAACUUCUGUCAUUUGCAGGCUGAGGAAGAUCCUUUUCUUUUCUUUUAUGGAAUAUUAGUAUGUGUAUUGGUUACCGACUUUUGAACAUGAUUUCCCGUUUCUAAAAUUGUUUCUUUUACCA